CGCGCAGUCCGCCCGCAGCCGCGGCCCCGCGCGCACCAUGCAGCGGCCGCGCCUCUCGCUUGCUAUGCGUGACAACUGGCGCCAUCUGCAGCGCCUCUACGGGCUCGAGCUCGACGACGAAUGCUCGCCCCCGCGACGCGCGCCCAGCCUAGACUCCCUCAUCAACUCCUCAGAGGGCGCAGCCUCCAGCGCCGACGCCUCCGCCCCCGAGGACUCCGACUCCGGCGCCGACACACGCGAACCCGAACCGCCCCGCCGCAACAACCCCGACCGCCACAAAAAAUGCCCCCAGAGCUACUCGUCGUCGUCUAGCGGACACAUGGAGACGAUACACGAGGAGACCAUGGAACCUAAAGUGUCUGUGAAAGAGAUCCUGGCCAGGUUCGAGAAUCUGACCGAAAAGACUGAUACGCCCCCCAUACAGAUUCAACCAAAACCGACGACAAAUGGUGUUGCAAAGGAAAGAAUACCCGAACGCGAAAGCAGAGAAUCGCGCGAAUCGCGAGAGACGCGCGACUCACGGGAAACGCGCGACUCACGAGAAAUACGCGAGAGCAGGGAAUCGCGCGAUUCCCGCGACGAGUCAGAAAUUAUCGAGAGGCGGCAAGCCUCAUCGCCGAUACCCCGCGAGAGAGACAGAGACCGGGAGAGGGAACGGGAUAGAGAUAGGGAAAGAGAGAUAAGAGAAGAGAGGAGAGACCAGUCGACACCACAGCAUGAUGGCAGACAUCCCUUGUUGCAGUUUGCCGUCGACCAUUUCCGACAGAGUCCAGAACUAGAAAUCCUGAAAGCCGACUCCUCGCUAAAAAGCAAAGCGAAGCGCAACGAGUGGACAUGGAAGGCACAGACCGACGUGGUCAAGUGGCAGGCGACGCCGCUGCGCGCGCCGUUACUACGCCUGCCGCCUGCGCUCGCGCCGCCCGCGCUGGAAUGUUUCACGUGCGUGCGAGCGUAUUGCGGAGACCUCACGCCGCCUGAGCGACCGAUGCACCAGGACUUGACUGAAGUGAAAUGCGUCUACACUGUGCUGAUGCAUUGCCACUCUGUUCCGGAGCUGCGCGACGAGGUGUACUGCCAGCUGAUGAAGCAGACCACCUCCAACCGCUCGGCCGCGCCCGACUCGUGCCAGCGUGCCUGGCGGCUCAUGUCCAUACUAGCGGCCUACUUCACGUGCUCGGACACGCUCAGGCCGUUCCUAGUGGAAUACCUAUCAGCGGCAGCCGCGGACAGGCGGCGGCCGUGCCAAGGCACAGCAGCCGUGUGUCUCGCCAACCUGCGCAAGACUUUACGCUGUGGUGGCAGGAAGAACGUGCCCAGCGUAGAGGAGGUGACAGCGGUAUCAGCGGGGCGGUCAGCGAGGCGUCAGUUAUACAGACUGCCGGGCGGCGCCGAGCGAGUCGUCAAUACGCGCUGCGCCACCGUCGUGCAGGACAUCGUCAACGAGCUGUGCGAGCUGAUCGGCGUAACCAGCGAAGCGGAGCGCGCUGAGUUCUCGCUAUACUGCAUAGUGGCCGGCGACGCGCUCACCAUGCCUCUAGCCGGCGACGAGUACGUGCUCGACGUCACCACCGAGUUACAGCGAGCACACCACCCCUUCUACCUCAUCUUCUGCCGCUCUGUGUGGCACCAUCCGCUACGGACUGACGCGCCACCGCUGUACACAGAAGUUCUGUUCAAUCAGGUGGCCCCAGACUACUUAGAAGGCUUACUACUAGUACUACCCAACGGCGGUGCGCCGCCCGCGCCCGCGCUACGAGACGCUGCCCUAGUAGCAGCACUCCUACACCGCGCCGCCGCGUUGCCCGACGCGCCUCACGCUCGUGACCUCAAGUUCCUGCUGCCGAAGCCGCUGCUAGCGCUGCGGGAGCCGAGAGCGCACGCCUGGCACAACUGGGUUGCGGCUGAGUGGCCGCACGCUCGUGCGCUUUCGCCGGCCGCUGCUAAAGCUAAAGUGCUACAGGUCCUGUCCCGCUGGGCGCUAUUCGGGUCGUCGUUCUUCGCGGUGCGUCGCGUGGGCGGCGCGGGCGCGGCGGACUGGCGCGAGCACGUGCUGGCGCUCAACCGGCGCGGCGUGCACCUGCUGCACACGCACACGCACGAGACCGACACGCACUGGCCCUACGCAGAGCUCAUCUCCACCAGGAAGGUGCGGUCGGAGGACGGCACGCUAUUCCUGGACGUGAAGUGCGGCUCGCUGCUGCAGCAGCGCGUGACGCGGCUACAGGCGGAGCAGGCGCACGAGAUCGCGCGCCUCGUGCGCCAGUACGUGGCGCUGCAGCGCGACCAGCGCCACGACAGCGCCGGGUUCAGCUCCUAAGGUGACGCAGUCUUAUCUCAUAAGAUGUGCAGUGUAUAUUUCUGGAUCAGCUGUUUGCAGAGCGUUCGUGUACCUCAUCCAUAUCAACAGAUUCCGUCCGAUCGUUGGUCUCAAGUCUCAAGCAAGCGCUACUCGACUACAAUAAAGAGCUUAUAUGACGCCAUGAUGCGAGACUGCCGCCCUUGUCUAAUCUGGGCCGAACGAAAGAGACAGUGGCUCUUAUGACUGUGUCGAGUAUAAACGGUAUAUUAUUGUAUUAGCAUGUAAACCAGAUUGAAAUGAGAAUAGGAUUUGCUAGGGCUCAAAUAAAUGCGUUCAUACAAUGCAUGCAAUACAAAUAAAUCUUCUAUUUUCAUUUUAGUCAUCAUUAUUGUUUACUUUAUUCUACAUUAUGAAGGAUUAUGUUAUUUCAUUUAAUAGUUUAGGUUUAGCGUCAUUCUAAACAUUCCAAAACUGUAACCAUCGAACAUGAUAUUAUUUUUAUCAAUAUUUUAGUAAUUAUAUUUGGCAUAAUAUUAUCAAGAUUCAAUGCAAUUGUUAAUCAUCUAGUACAUAUAUUUUUAUAUAACUUUUAUAAGAAUACUUUAAUAAUUCAUAAACCUGGAAUAUAUUAAUAGGUAUAAUCACCAUCAAAGUUGUAUGAAUCUCUGUUGUUUUGAACUGAAAUUAUUUCGAUAGAUGCAAGUUUACAUAAUAUUGUUGUAUACAAAACAUAUAGAACUUUAAAUUAAAACAAAAUCGAAUGAUAAAAUCUUACGAAUCUACUUUUAAUAUAUUUCUAUAUCGUUUACCUAACAUAAAAUCUGCAUUAAAACAAAUAGUCGCAAUAAUUCCCAAAUCCAAUACAACCGUUAGGUAACUUCAAUCAUUAAACAAGUUCUACUAAAGAUUAAUUGAUAAUGAACACGUUUGUAGGUACAGUACAUUAUUUUAGUGUUUAUUAUUGUAAUUAUGUAGAUGAGACGAUACAUUUUGUCGUGAAUGGAAUUCGUAUUAUGAUUAUUGAAUAGUAUUGUUAAUUUCCAUCGACAAAAUAUACAAGUCUUCGGUUACGACUUAAUAUAGUUUACUCCGUGCCUUAUCAAUGUGACUGUCUUCCUCGAGUUAAACAAAAGGUGCUAUUUAUAAUAAUUGAAGUCUAUUUCGUACUUAAGGGAAUUGUUUCGAUGCACGUUUAUUACCUUGUAUGAAAUUAUCUAAAGACCGGCAAGGUCGCAGUCAUGUUUAUUUUAAAGUUUGUCAUGUAAUAUAUUUAAAAAUAUUCGAUGUACGAGAAUUAUAUUGUAGAUACCAAUAAAAGUUUUAUUUUGAAA
This is a messenger RNA of Ostrinia furnacalis (Asian corn borer), 3630 nucleotides long. RefSeq names its product unconventional myosin-XV-like. Bases 38 to 2317 code for a protein of 759 amino acids. Gene Ontology annotation, cellular component: cytoskeleton. Lineage: Eukaryota; Metazoa; Arthropoda; Insecta; Lepidoptera; Crambidae. The record is from RefSeq and is a predicted model, not a curated record. The transcript is spliced from 11 exons.